Messenger RNA from Ctenocephalides felis (cat flea), 810 nucleotides. Its product is annotated as cytadherence high molecular weight protein 1-like. The record is from RefSeq and is a predicted model, not a curated record. The coding region runs from base 1 to 810 and encodes 269 amino acids. NCBI's taxonomy places the organism in Eukaryota, Metazoa, Arthropoda, Insecta, Siphonaptera, Pulicidae. The transcript is spliced from 2 exons.
AUGAAAUUCGCAUCUGCAUUUGUUUUUGCCGCAGCUUUAGUGCAAUUUGCGGCUGCUUACCCUUACUACAGUGACUGCGGAUGCAACCAAGCUGUCCAAACCGCUGUCGUCACCCCCGUAGUUCACCAACAAUUGGUCGCUCAACCCCAAGUCUUCGUCGAACACGUUCAACCCAGCUGCCACAAACAAGUUGUUGUUCAACCUCAACCCCAACCAAUCAUCAUCGAACGUGCUCAACAAUGCUGCCCUAAACCCCAACCUCAACCCAUCGUUGUCGAACAACAAGUGCAACCCGUCCAAGUCCAAGUUGAACCCGUCGUGCAAGUUGUUCCAUCUCCUGAUGUCCACGUCCACGACAAAGCCAACUACAACCCCACAUCUCACUCCACCUCUUACACCGUCUUCAACUUGGCUGUUCCUCAACCCCAAACUGUUGUUGAAACCGUCGUUGUCGAACCUGAACCCGUCUGCGAAACUGUAGUGGUCGAACGUCAACCCCAACCUGUGUUCAUCCAACAAGCUGCUCCAUGCUGCUGCGAAACUCAAUACGUCUACCAACCUGCCCCUGUUGUUCAACAACCAGUUUGCCAUCAAGUACAAGAAGUUGUCUACCAACAAGUUGCUUACCAACCAGCUCCAGUUGUACAAAAAGAAGUUGUCUACCAACAAGUUGCCGCUCCUGUUGUCUACCAACCUGCUCCAGUUGUACAACAAGUUGCUACCCCCGUCGUCCAGGUAGCUGCCCCUGUAGCUGUUCAAGCUGCCCCCGUCGUUCAACAAGUCGCUGCUCCACGAUGCGGAUGCCAUUAA